UUGACGAGGUUCAGAAGAGGAAUUCGCUGAAGCAGACGCGCUGUGGAGGCCAGUGUGUGGUCCCGUAACCACAAAUUCAUGCCAUCGCCGUUAAUUCGAGUGUCCGGUUAUUCCAAACUGGAUUCCGAACAUUCAAUAAAUUAAUAGAAAACUAGUCCAGCCGAAUCCGAGCCGGAUUACCGCACAACGCAUGACCUUGCAUUGAAUGUCAUUAUAGACGGAUUUUUUUUUAAAGCACCGACACGGUCCUCAGCUGCAGCCAUGGAGAUUGUCACUCAUUUAAUAAAUGACACCAUAGAGUUCUACAAAUGGACUUUAACCAUUGCAGACAAGCGGGUGCAGAAAUGGCCCCUGAUGGACAACCCCCUGCCCACACUGGCCAUCAGCACCUCCUACCUGCUGUUCCUCUGGCUGGGACCCAAAUACAUGAAGAACAGAGAGCCCUUCCAGCUCCGCAAAACGCUCAUUGUCUACAACUUCAGCAUGGUCUUUCUCAACUUCUUCAUCUUUAAAGAAUUGUUUAUGGCAGCGCGGGGAGCAAACUACAGCUACAUUUGUCAAUCUGUGGACUACUCAGAUGACCCCAAUGAAGUCAGGGUGGCAGGAGCUCUGUGGUGGUAUUUCGUCUCAAAGGGCAUUGAGUAUCUUGACACGGUGUUUUUCAUCCUGAGGAAAAAAUUCAACCAGGUCACUUUCCUGCACGUCUACCACCACUGCAGCAUGUUCACGCUCUGGUGGAUCGGCAUCAAAUGGGUGGCAGGAGGACAGUCAUUCUUCGGUGCACACAUGAACGCAGCAAUCCAUGUCUUGAUGUAUCUGUAUUAUGGCCUGGCCUCUUGUGGACCUAAGAUCCAAAAGUAUCUGUGGUGGAAGAAAUACUUGACUAUCAUCCAGAUGAUCCAGUUCCACGUCACUAUCGGCCACACUGCCUUGUCCCUCUAUGUCAACUGUGACUUCCCGCACUGGAUGCACUACUCCCUCAUCUGCUACGCCGUCACCUUCAUCAUCCUCUUCGGCAACUUCUACUACCAGACCUACCGCCGCCAGCAGCCCAGACGCGACGCUUCCUCCUCCUCUUCCUCCAAAGCCAGCAAGGCCAUCUCAAACGGCUCCCUCAACGGGCUCAGCAAGGCCGCCAACGGAGCCGCCGUGACGGGGAGUAAAGAGGAGAAGCCCCAGGAGAACUCAGGGAGGAGGAAGAGGAAAGGGAGAGCUAAAAGAGAUUAGAUGGAGAGAGGGGAGGAAGGGAGGUAGAGGUGAGGAACUUGAUUUGGGUUCUAGGUUUAUUAUGUUACAAUAUGAAAGACUUAAUUUGAUGAAGAUUUAAGUGGAUGGAUGCAUUGAGGUAUGUCUAUUUAAGCCAUGAUCUAAGUUGUUGUAGAUAAAACAUGAGACAGAUCAUUCUGUAAGUAGGUGGUGUCAGUGGUCAUUGCUAAGAUGGCAGAAAUUACCCAAAAACACAAAGUGUACGGUACAGGAUAGAUCUUAGUAUUCCUUGUCUUCAUUGUGGUGCCAAGUACUGUAGAUCGGGUUCACAAAGUGACUUUCAGCUCGUAAAUACAACCUGAAAAUGAAACAGAGUUUUUCAGGCUCAUUUGGGCAUGCUGGGAAAGCUCCAUUAAAAUGUGACUGAGCUGCUUAAAAACAUGAAACAUCAAUAUUAGCAACCACUGCUGUGCUGCUGAGACAGGGAUACACAUCAUAACACACGCUAAAGUGUGUCAAUGGAUAUUUGAACAGAUUUCUGUUGUUGUUCACCUUAACAGAUAUAAAACGGAUGAUAAUGUACAGUAUCAUAUCUUUUCUUUUUUUUUGUCCUCAUUUCACCCAUGUUGUUGUUGUUGAUGUUGUGUGCGAGAGACUUCAGUUUACAGAACAUGAAUAUGGAGUUGUCUUAUUUAUUUUUGAUUUAUUCAAAGUCGUGGACUCACUUACUUUGUGUGUUUACCAAACAGGGCACAGUAACGUUCUAAAGAUGGAAAAAAUAAUCAAUAUUCAGAUGUAAGAUGUACAUAGAAAUAGAAGAAGAAAUCGAUUUCUGACCCUUUGAGACUUGGGGUGGACUUGUUUCAUUGCUUGAUGGAAAAUCACCAACUGUAGCUGAAAGCAGGUAAAUGUGAAGAAUUUCUAUUUCUGCAUAAAGCUGUUACACUUUUUUUUUUUUUUUUUGAUGUUUCUGGUUAUAUGUAAUGCAAUGCUGUUUCAUUAAUAUGCAGAGGAAUGAUGGAUUAUCUCAAUGUUUCCUUCUUUGACAGAGAGGCUUUAAAGAAGUUUUGGGAGCUGUUUACCUGUUAACCUUUUUUUUAAUUCUCUCCUCGCUGCUGAUUGUUGUUGUUUGUCUGACAUGCUGGUGAAAAACGUGUGCUGAACAAUGAGCUAAUGAUGUGCAGCUGAGUUCCCCUGUGUAUUUACCCACAUGGCAGCCAAUUCUUUAUCAAGUUAAGUAAAGCUCAGACACCCUUUUCUUUCCAUUGUCAAUCAAAUAUCUUUUGGUGUCUUACAUUUCAGGCUUUACCUUGAGUCCUGAGCUUGCUUGAAUGUAAAUGUAUCAGGGGACAUUUUGGAUUUAAAAAGAGAGAGAGAGAGCUGUUGGACCUCCAUGGACUGAAGGAUAACUUUGCUCUGUCUGUAGUAUAAAAGGUACAUAACUGGUCAGCUCUUUUACAGCAUAAACUCAGCUUUAUGUCCUCCAUUAACCAAAUGCAUUCAGUGUUAUUUACUGGCUCUUUCUAUUUAUUUAAUGUAAAUACCAAUCCACAUCAACUGGGAGUGCUUGUCUGUGUAUUAUGUGUUCUUUUUUGUGUUUUACAUAUUACAUUGUGAUAUUUUGUACACUGCGCAUUUGGGAUCGUUCCCAGCUUGUUAGCUCGGACAGUUAUACGUCCACAUUGCUUCUGUGUUUUUUUGUUUUUUUAAAGGAUCAUAACUUUGAACUCUCUUCAACAUUAAAUUAAACUGAAUGCCUCUAAAUGUG
Labrus bergylta (ballan wrasse) is the source of this 2974-nucleotide messenger RNA. RefSeq names its product ELOVL fatty acid elongase 4a (gene elovl4a). NCBI's taxonomy places the organism in Eukaryota, Metazoa, Chordata, Actinopteri, Labriformes, Labridae. Gene Ontology annotation, biological process: very long-chain fatty acid biosynthetic process; sphingolipid biosynthetic process; fatty acid elongation, polyunsaturated fatty acid. Gene Ontology annotation, molecular function: fatty acid elongase activity. Gene Ontology annotation, cellular component: endoplasmic reticulum; endoplasmic reticulum membrane. The record is from RefSeq and is a predicted model, not a curated record.